Molecule: messenger RNA, 543 nt
Organism: Dama dama (fallow deer)
Lineage: Eukaryota; Metazoa; Chordata; Mammalia; Artiodactyla; Cervidae
Product: transmembrane protein 230-like
Exons: 1
Coding region: 1-543 (180 amino acids)
Biological process (GO): synaptic vesicle transport
Cellular component (GO): endomembrane system; synaptic vesicle
Source: RefSeq, a predicted model, not a curated record
AUGCUGGGGCAGCCCACCGCGUGGUCAGGCAGCCGUUGGGUGGAUGCCCUGGCCUUGGCGCCUCCGCCCGCUGCGUGGCCACGGGCAAGCUCCGCGCCCACUCGGCGGGUUAUCGUGCCCACUCGCAUCAACGUGGCUGCUGGCAUGCCCAGCGGCAAAGUGAGAUACGCAAAGCUCCCCAGUCCCGACGGCGGACAUAUUAACAGUCAGAAGGAAACUUCACCUGCCAAGGAGAGCUUAAAGCCGAAAAGAUGCCCAGGUGUCGUAAGACCUCAUGUAUUGGAGAAAAGCCGUACUGACAUUCCUUUUAAGGCCAUCGCCUGCGCCUUCUCACAGUUUUUGGUUGGUGCUUUUCUCAUUAUUACGGGCUGCCUCCUGCUGGCAGGCUAUAUCAGCAAAGUGGGCGCCAAUCGAGCCUUCCCAGUCCUGACUGUCGGCAUCCUGGUGUUCCUCCCCGGGUUUUACUACCUGAUCGUCGCCUACAGAGCCUACCGAGGCUGCCCGGGCUGCUCCUUCCGUGACCUUCCGGACUUUGAUUACUAG